Zea mays is the source of this 1901-nucleotide messenger RNA. RefSeq lists its product as uncharacterized. The transcript is spliced from 9 exons. Lineage: Eukaryota; Viridiplantae; Streptophyta; Magnoliopsida; Poales; Poaceae. The record is from RefSeq and is marked provisional. Gene Ontology annotation, molecular function: serine-type carboxypeptidase activity. The coding region runs from base 108 to 1685 and encodes 525 amino acids. Gene Ontology annotation, biological process: proteolysis. Gene Ontology annotation, cellular component: vacuole.
GCACAACAAGAAAAAUCUAGUAACGCGGCGGCUGGCUCUUCUCGCGCUACCGCUCUCUUGAAGGAAGUCUCCGUCCCCGCUUCUGAUUCACUCCCCCACAUCGCCAUAUGUCGCCGGAGGCCGGACCAAUCAUGCGGCCCGCCGACCAGCUACUCCUCCCGUUCCUCCUCCUGGCCGUUGCCUCCGUCGCUGCCGCCGGCGGCUCGUGGGAGAAUGGAUAUGGGAGCAUCCUCCGCCUCCCCUCCUCGUCUCCGCGCCGGUUCCCCCGCUCCGCGGCCGUCGACCUGAUCCACGCGCUCAACCUCCACCCCGCCGACGCGUCCCCUCCCCUCUCCACCGCCGGCGUAGAGGGCGCCCUCGCCCCCGCGGGGACCCUCGUCGAGAGGCCCAUCCGCAUCGCGUCCUUCGCGAACGGAGGCGCCGCCACGUCGGUGGAGGACCUCGGCCACCACGCGGGGUAUUACCGCCUCGCCAACACCCACGACGCCAGGAUGUUCUACUUCUUCUUCGAGUCGAGGGGCCACAAGGACGACCCCGUGGUGAUCUGGCUCACGGGCGGGCCCGGCUGCAGCAGCGAGCUCGCGCUCUUCUACGAGAACGGCCCCUUCAACAUAGCGGACAACUUGUCGCUCGUCUGGAAUGAUUUUGGUUGGGACAAGGCAUCAAAUCUUAUCUAUGUCGACCAGCCCACUGGAACUGGGUUUAGUUACAGCUCGGAUUCGCGUGACACUCGCCACAACGAAGCUACUAUUAGCAAUGAUCUAUAUGAUUUCCUGCAGGCCUUUUUUGCUGAGCACCCAAAGUAUGCUAAAAAUGAUUUCUUCAUAACUGGGGAAUCAUAUGCUGGGCAUUACAUUCCUGCCUUUGCAAGUCGUGUGCACCAGGGAAACAAGAACAAUGAGGGCAUUCACAUUAACUUGAAGGGUUUUGCUAUUGGCAACGGACUAACAGAUCCAGCAAUACAGUACAAGGCAUACCCUGAUUACGCAUUGGAUAUGGGAUUAAUUACAAAAACACAAUUUAACAGGAUCAAUAAAAUAGUUCCAACUUGUGAAUUCGCGGUCAAGCUUUGUGGUACUUCUGGAACUGUAUCUUGCCUUGCUGCGUACUUUGUCUGCAAUACAAUAUUCAGUGCCAUCAGGACAAUCAUAGGCAAUAAAAAUUAUUACGACAUCAGGAAACCAUGCAUCGGAAGCCUAUGCUAUGAUUUCUCUAAUUUGGAGAAAUUUCUCAACCUCAAAUCUGUCAGAGAGAGCCUAGGGGUUGGAGAUAUAGAGUUUGUUUCAUGCAGCCCAACUGUCUAUGAGGCCAUGCUAUUAGAUUGGAUGAGGAACCUUGAAGUUGGAAUCCCUGAACUCCUUGAGAGCGACAUCAAAGUGUUGAUUUAUGCUGGAGAGUAUGACCUCAUAUGUAACUGGCUUGGGAACUCAAGGUGGGUAAACUCUAUGGAAUGGUCUGGAAAGGAAGCUUUUGUGUCCUCAUCCGAGAAGCCCUUCACAGUCGACGGGAAAGAAGCUGGCGUUCUAAAGAGCCACGGUCCUUUGAGUUUCUUGAAGGUUCACGAUGCUGGUCACAUGGUACCUAUGGAUCAACCGAAGGCUGCUCUGGAGAUGCUGAAGAGGUGGACUUCUGGAAACCUUUCGGAGCCAUCUUCAAGCUCCCAGAGGCUUGAUUUUACAAUGUAACAAAACACACAUGCUGCUCAUGACAUUUCGAGCAUGUACCUCUGGAUGUUUGUAGGCUCAGAAAAGGUCCUGGUCUUAGGCUCUGAAAACCUCAUCUGGCGACCAUACGUUAUUUACCUUGUAUGGGCGCUCCGCUUGCUGGUGAGACACGGUGUUACGAGUUACGACUCGAUGAACAUGUAAUAAAGCUUUUCAGAGAAUUGCUAGGCCAGGCAU